AAUAGAAAAGGACGGACUUGGGAGCCGAGCAGCUUCUUUGCCCAAAAAUAGCAACAAGUUUUAUAACUCCGGAAAAUGUAGAACAAACAAACGAGGAACAUUUUUAGCUGAGAAAGGCGGCGGCGGCGGCGCGGGGGGGCCUGAAUUUCGGAAUUUCUGCCCGUCUGUUUUCCUGGAAGCCGCUCCUCGUGCUCUCGCCCGCAUCCAGCGCUUUGACCAACUUGGCCACCGGCCCGGGGCUGCCGGGGAACGGGCCCGGAGCUCUCCGGGGCUGCCGGGGAACGGGCCCGGAGCUCUCCGGGGCUGCCGGGGAACGGGUCCGGGGCUGCCGGGAACGGGUCCGGAGCUCCCCAGGCUGCCGGGGAACGGGUCCGGGGCUGCCGGGGAACGGGUCCGGGGCUGCCGGGAACGGGUCCGGAGCUCCCCAGGCUGCGGGGAACGGGUCCGGGGCUGCCGGGAACGGGACGCGCCGGGGGCCGGGGAUGGCGCCGAGAGGGACAAGGAGGACAAGGACAAGGAGAAGGAGGAGGAGGAAGCUUUCCUCGUCAGCCUCUACAAGUUCAUGAAGGAGCGGCACACGCCCAUCGAGAGGAUCCCGCACCUCGGCUUCAAGCAGAUUAACCUCUGGAAGAUCUACAAGGCUGUGGAAAAGCUGGGAGCCUACGAGCUGGUGACGGGCCGCCGGCUCUGGAAGAACGUCUACGACGAGCUCGGGGGCAGCCCCGGCAGCACCAGCGCGGCCACCUGCACCCGGCGCCACUACGAGAGGCUUGUCCUUCCCUACGUGCGGCACCUCAAGGGCGAGGAGGACAAACCGCUGCCCCCCAGCAAACCCCGCAGGCAGUACAAGGUCAACAAGGACGACAAGAGCAAGAGGGCCAGGAAGGAGAAGGGCCGCGAGCAGGUGGCUCCGGACAAGGCGCGGCCGGAGGCGGGCGCGGAGGACGCGGCGGAGCGGGGCCGGGGGACAGACGGACGCUCCAGCCCGGCCAUCCCGGCCCCCAGCCCCUCGGGGAGGUGUCCCAGCCCCUGCAGGAGCCACAGCGAGACCUACAAGCGCCUCUUCUCCAGCUUCUACUCCAAAGGGAACCACCCCAUCAUGUCCCCGCUGGCCAAGAAGAAGCUGCUGGCGCAGGUGAGCAAGGCCGAGUCCUUGCCCUGCCACAAGCGCCACUGCCCCGAGGGCCGGCGGGCACCGAGCGACACCGGCCCCGAGCCUCCCGGGCUCCCCGGCGCUGGGCCGGCUGAGCAAAGGAGCCCGGAGCCGUCGGGAGCUCCGGACAGAGCUCCGAGCGUGGCGAGCGAGGCGGGCCCGGCCCGCAGCGCAUCCCCGGCGGGCAGAGACAGCCAGGGCUGCCCGCAGGACGGGGGCGCGGCCCCCGCCGUCUUCACCGGCUACUUCCACGCCUACCGCAGCGAGGGCCCGCAGCCCGGCGGUUGUCCCCCGCUCUGGGGGUACUUCUCCAACCUGAAGGAUUUUUUGGAGCCGCCCUCCGCCUUCCCGGCGCGGCCCGAGGAGCCCGAGCAGCCCCCGGAGCUGCGGAGCCACGCAGGGCGGCCGUGGGAGGGCCGGGCCGCCGCUGUCCAGGCCUGCUGGGUGCCCCCCGGGGCCACCUUCGGCCCCGCCGCGCCCCGGGCCGGCCGCAGCCGCCACGAGGAGGAGGAGGAGGAAGAGGAAGAUGAUGAUGAUGAUGAGGAGGACGAGGAGCCCUUCGGCCUCGCUGCCAAGUCACGCGCCGUGUCCCCCUUGGCCAAGGAAGGCAGGGACAUGCGGAGCCGCUCGCCGGGGGGCCACCGAGGGCUGGCCAAACCCAAGGCCGUGGUGGCCACUCCGGGUUUCACCGCGCCGCUGCCGCCGGACGCUUUCAAGGGAGCCGCGCUGCACUUCCCGGGCGCCUUCGGGAGCCCCCUCGAGCACCUGAAAACCCAGGGCGUGCCGGUGGCCCCGGCGCUCUCCGUGAGCCCCUUGGUGAUCCCGGCCUUCCCCAGCCCUUUGGUGGUGGCCUCGGAGCUGUGCCGCCCGCUGGCCACCGGCGCCGGCCGCUUGCCCGCGUCCUACGGGAGCUCGCCGCGGCUGUACCCGGCGGCUCCGUGGCACGGCCAGCGCUCCCCGCACGUCCCGGCCUUCCCGCACCACGCCAGGCCCUAGCGCUGCCAUCGCUGGGGACAGCGAGGGGACAAUCCGGACUGGGCCGUUUUUAUUCCCCGUCUCAGAGCUGUUUGUGGCCGGCGGUGGCUCCGCUGCGGGCGCCCCAUGGAUAUCUCUAUUUUCUAUAUAUCCACACACAAAUCUAUAAAAAAAGGGAGCAAAAGCUGUGCCGCAGGUUUCUGUUCGUGCCCGGGCACGGGUGGGGAUGGUUGUUCCCAUCCCUGGGCCCCCUACACCAGAAUUUGGAGUUUGGGUCGCUCCAUCCAGAGGUGGAAAGGGGAUAAACCUGCCUGGCUGGUCCCGAGCUGGCAGAUCUUGGGGUGUCCUUGAUUUCGGGGAUCAGGGGUUUGGGGGUUCCUCUCCCUAAAUGCAGAGCUGCAGGGCUGAGAACUCAUCCCGUGGGGAGGGAAGGAGGAGCUUUUCCCUCUCAGUUUUGGGGGAACCGCAGCAAUUCCAGGGAGCAGCCACGAGUCCACGUGGGAAGGAGCCCAGCAACAGCUCCAGGUCCUUUGUGCCUCCCAAGUCCUCUUUGCCUCCAGGUGAUUUUUGCCUUCAGAAUCUUUUUUUUUGCCCCCAGAAUCCUUUUUUGUCCCCAGGGCUUUUUUGCUUCCAGAAUCCUUUUUUGUCUCCAGAAUCCUUUUUUGCCUCCAGAAUUCUUUUUUGCUUCCAGGUCCUUUUCACCCCCAGAACCCUUUUUCCCUGCAGGUCCUUUUUUGCCUCCAGAAUCCCUUUUUGCCUCCAGAUUACUUUUUUGCCCCCAGCAGCUGCACCUGAGCCGUUCCAGUCCAUCCCAAGGCUCUGUGGGAGCUCCAGGCCUGGCUCCCCCCAGGGCAGCUGGGACAGGGCACAGCGAUGGUGGCACUUCCUUGUCCCCAGGAUUGUGACAGCUUCGGGGGGAGCAGGAGCUGUGAGUCAGCGUGGAAAGACCACGGAAUCCAUGGAAAGGCCAAGUUUGGGGACAGGAAUUGGGAACAAGCUGGAAUAGGCUGGAUUUUGGGAAAGGUUCUUCCCCCAGAGGGUGCUGGGCACUGCCCAGAGAAUGGGCACGGCCCCGAGGCUGCCCAAGCUCAGAUUUUGGGGUGUCUGUGCAGGGCCAGGGGCUGGAUUGAUGAUCCCAGUGGGUCCCUUGCCACUCAGGAGAUUCCAGGAUUCUCUGAUGAUUUCAGGGUGGAUCCUUCCCUGCUCUGUCCCUCCAUCCCUUCACCGCUCACAAAAUCCACCCUCAACAAAAGCCAGCCCCAGCGUGGCCACGGCCACAAACUCAGUCCAAAAG
This is a messenger RNA of Vidua chalybeata, 3422 nucleotides long. RefSeq names its product AT-rich interaction domain 5A (gene ARID5A). Bases 563 to 2149 code for a protein of 528 amino acids. Gene Ontology annotation, cellular component: nucleus. The record is from RefSeq and is a predicted model, not a curated record. Gene Ontology annotation, biological process: regulation of transcription by RNA polymerase II. Lineage: Eukaryota; Metazoa; Chordata; Aves; Passeriformes; Viduidae. Gene Ontology annotation, molecular function: transcription cis-regulatory region binding. The transcript is spliced from 6 exons.